AUGGCUUCCGAUCCCGGCAAGGGUCUCGGGGAGGCAAAGGUCAAGAUCCUCCGCGACAAUAUCCAGGGUAUCGGUAAGUUCCUGCCCAUCGACAAGCGCAUCUCGGACCAGAUCUACGAGGUGAUCCGGACGGCUUCCGAUCCCAAUAGCACGCUGGAGCAGUAUGUGCAUUUCAUCGUGGUAGGACUGUUGUUGGACAUCCAACAUGGAUUCCUGCACGACGACUGUCGACACGAUUCCGUAUUGCCCGCAACCAUGCGUCUCAUUCUCGGCACCAGCGCCAUGGCCGCCAUGGCAAGAGUCGCCAUUCUCCAGGGGUGCUACUGUGACAUUUCUUUCCGCUCGUCCCCUCCAGCUGCUGCGCGACAAGGCAUCAUCAUCAUGUACACUUUCGAAAUGGGUACUGUCAGUUAUUGGGAUGACGUGAACAGCGGUGAUCGCUACGCGCUCUGGUGGGUCAUCGUUAAGGGCCGCAAACGCGCCCUUAUUGCAAUAUUCGGGCGCGAUGCUCCCGCCGUUCGCAUUUACUUCGAAGAUGACCACCGCAUUGCCAACGCAAGACCCGGAAUCGGCUUAUUCCAGACGUCUCUCCUGCCUGAGUGCUGGCGCAAGCCCGAGCUCGAGAAGCCCGACCACGGGUAA
This is a messenger RNA of Anthostomella pinea, 642 nucleotides long. Lineage: Eukaryota; Fungi; Ascomycota; Sordariomycetes; Xylariales; Xylariaceae. The record is from the annotation of a GenBank genome assembly.